Pelecanus crispus (Dalmatian pelican) is the source of this 1041-nucleotide messenger RNA. It is a transcript of the gene TSSC4, whose product is annotated as tumor suppressing subtransferable candidate 4. Lineage: Eukaryota; Metazoa; Chordata; Aves; Pelecaniformes; Pelecanidae. The record is from RefSeq and is a predicted model, not a curated record.
AUGGGAGAUCAGGAUGCAGGUGAACCCUUUCUGGAGACUGUGGCUGGUGGUGCCACAGACUACGAAGGAGCUCUGCCCUCAGACACAGUGUCGCUCAGCGAUUCUGAUUCCGAUGAUUUGGGGUUAGCGGAUGAAGCGGAAGUUGAUACAAUAUCUCCUGAGGAGCCAUCUGUAGAUGAUGGGGAUUACAGAUCAGGGGAGACCCCUGACUCUUCAAACAGCUGUCACAGAUCUCCUGUCCAGCCGUUCCAUCUGAGGGGCAUGAGUUCUACGUUCUCUCUCCGUAGCCAGAGCAUUUUUGAUUGCCUGGAAGAGGCGGCCAAGUUGUCUGUGCCCUCAAUGCCUGAAGAUAAUGUUGUUGAUGGGAGGUUUAAGCGUCCAUUGCCUCCAAGCACAGUUUCAGGUAGCAUGGUUCCAGAAAGCCUGGGAAAGCAAGCCAAACCAGUGCAGGCUCCCAAAACCUCUCCUGCAGUGCCUGAUUAUGUGGCACACCCAGAGCGCUGGACCAAAUACAGCCUAGAUGGAGUUUCAGAGUCUAGUGACAAGACUAACAGGGCAGUGGCCAUGGAAUUUCUGGAGGGUUUGAAGAAAAGAGGGGAGGAACAAAGCUCAGCUACCCAAGAUGGCUACACCCCAUACUUCAACCAGGACCCUUCCAGCUGUGGAGCUGGGAGGAUUGUCUUCACUAAACCAGCAAAAAGGGGUGUUGAUGGACUGGAAAAGAAAACAUCAGCAGGGGAGGAUAAUAAGAAACACAUGAAAACAGAUCUAAAAGGAAAAUCUUUUAAGAAGACUGAUGACUUGAGGGAGGAAGAUAAGGUAGAGCUGGGGCACUUAGAUAGUGGAAGUGGAAAGGCAACAGAGGAGGAGGAGUGCAUGAUGGUGGGGGACCUGAAUACAGGCAGUAAGCUUAGUGCAAGGUUUAGUGGUGCAGGUGAAGAACCAUCAGUGGAAACAGUUGGAUUCCACUGCAGUAAGAAGAAGAAUAGGAAGAAUUUCCGACCUAAAGUAGAUGAUGAAGGGGAGGAGGAAGAGUCCUGA